Papaver somniferum (opium poppy) is the source of this 318-nucleotide messenger RNA. RefSeq lists its product as uncharacterized. The record is from RefSeq and is a predicted model, not a curated record. Lineage: Eukaryota; Viridiplantae; Streptophyta; Magnoliopsida; Ranunculales; Papaveraceae. The transcript has a single exon. The coding region runs from base 1 to 318 and encodes 105 amino acids.
AUGGAGUAUCUGGGACAUAUCAUCACUGGAGAGGGAGUUAAAGCUGACCCAGCCAAGAUUGAAUGUAUGCUCAAAUGGCCAGUACCAUAUACCUUGAAGGAACUCAUAGGGUUCCUAGGUCUUACUAUAUACUAUAGAAAAAUUUUGCAAGGAAAUGGAGUUAUAAGUAGACCUCUGAUAGAGUUGCUUAAAAAGGACAACUUCCAUUGGAAUACUACAUUUGAAGCCCUCAAGCAAGAUGUCACCACAACUCCAGUGCUAGUACUGUCAGAUUUCACUCUACCCUUUGAAAUAGAGACUGAUGCAUGUGAUACAUGA